CAUCGCAAGCAUUUGUUUACAAAUCAGUAUCUAAACAAUGGCAUAAUGAUUUGUACGAAAAAAGCCAGUCAGCAUUUGACUUAAGGAUCCUAAAGAUAUCAUUCAUACGGUUUAUGCUGACAAAAUCAUUGUGAUCUAUAAAACUAACAGAAUGAUGACUAUAAACUUGGCUACAUGUAGCUGUUGAUAGCGUAUACACUGUUAGCUGUUAAUGAUUAAAAAGUAAAGGAUUUUUCAUUGUAAAUCUAACAGAAAAAUCAACGAUAAUUAUGUAUUUUUGCAAACAUGAUUUCUUUUUUCCAUAUAUUUGCUAUGUCAAAAACAAAUUUGAUAAAAAAAAAAAAACGAUUAGUAAACAUUCCUUCGAAGAAAAGAAAGCGAUCCUUAACUAUGCGGUAAAGUGAACAAUAACAUCUCUGUAUCGAUACAGGAUGUCAUGUCGACAAGUGAAAAUAUAAGAUAAUGUUAACGUCACCGAGGUAGAAAAUGAGUGAAUGCAGUGUUUCUUAAUAAAGUUAAAUAGUGGUAAGAAACUUGAUAUCGAACUGGAAUAUUUUGUCGACAAAAAAUGAGGCAGGGAUUCGAAUUCCUUUCAUUCUUACAUGUAGUAGCUGUGAUUAUAUUUCAUGCUCAAGACAGCUUCAUUGACGCUCUUUCUGUAUCCAAUGGUGUAAGAAUAAGCCUGAAAGACCAACGCAUAAUCACUCACGAAGGGUCAACAAUACAAUUGAGAGCAACGAUAAUCUCAAAAAGAAAUGAAAGCAUAAGUAGCUGGCAUUGGUUCCGUAAUGAAAGAAUGAUUCCCAGCAAUAAAAGAUUUGAGAGCCAGGUGAUAAGUAACUACACCCGGGCAAACGAGUCCUACAUCGUAAUUACUAUGGAUGUUAAAAGUGUGAAACUUAUUGACACAGGCAAUUGGACAAUUAAAGUGAUGAGUGCCAACAAUCAUACAGUUUUUGAAACAGCUUUUGUUACAGUUUUCAGUCGACCCGUUCUAAAAGCACAGAGAAGUACAUUGGUUAUAAAAGAGGGUUCUCCGAUAUUUCUAGUAUGCUUUUGGACAAACAAUUCGCAUGAAACAGAUUUCCCGGUAAUAAAUUUCAAUCCGUCGUCUACUUCACAACUUGGAGAUUGGAUACUCACAGCCACAACAAAUAAGUUUUACUCAGUGUUCAUGAAACUUAAAUCGGUGGUGUCUGACCGAGGGAGUUACCACUGCUACAGUAAUCGGAACGACAGUGUAUUUACAAGUCAAUCUAGAAGAAUUGAAGUGAAUAUAUAUACUGCAGAUGACAUAGUAUGCCAAUCGAACGUCGACCAAUACGGUAUAAACUGGCCUGACACAUUUGGAAACACAAUAUUGAAUGGAUCUUGCCCAUAUGGACAAAACGGAAACUCAUCACGUUUCUGCACUAGUUCUGGAAAGUGGAAUUCAACAGACGUUUCCUACUGCUAUGAUGAUAACCUUGAUGUCAUAUCAGAGAGGUUAGAUGAUAUUGACGCCGAGUUAGUUGAUGGUACGGCAGACGACACUAGCGUUAGUGAAGUAAUUAACAGUACCUUAACUGAGACGGAGGUUGUUACUAGGAGAACAAAUAAUCCUGGUGAUCUAAACAGAACAGUGAAUAUACUGGAGAGAGUUGUACGCCUUACAAACUACAGUGGAAGCAUGGUCAACAAUUAUAAACGGUCCUUUUUCGUAACUGUGGACAAUUUGUUAUCUCCAAGAAAUGAGGAUGCCUGGACUCAAUUAUCAGAGAGGCCUGAUUUAUCUUCUGCUGAACUUGUGAUGAGUUUGGUAGAUAGGUUCAGUGUUUAUGUCCGACAAGGGAGACGGAAUUCCAACAUUAGUGAUAGAUUUAAUGGAAGCAACUUUGAAGUGAAACACGAUUUACUAGAUUCAAUACAAGACAUCACUUUUCCUGAAGAGACUUCAGAAGAAUCGUUUCUAAUGCUGCCUCAGCAGGAUGUAAAUGUUACAGGAAAUUCUUAUACGGCCGUUAUAUACAAAAGAAUUGCAAAUAUACUUCCUACAAAACUGAGCAACUCCUCAAAAGCUAGGAUGACCAUGAAAGCGCCUGUUGUCAACACACCAAUACUGUCAUUUACACUGAACACGGUUCCUGAUAUUUUGUCUCCUCCACUGACACUUACAUUUUCACCUAUGAAUAAGACAGGUGACAUAUCGUCCUCAGUUUGUGUCUACUGGAACUUCUCCUCAAGAAAUGGACUUGGAGGCUGGGAUACAGAUGGAUGUGACCUUACACAAUCUACUUCCAACAAAAUUACCUGUCAGUGUAACCAUCUUACAAAUUUUGCUGUUUUGAUGAGUUUGGAUACAGAUGUAGCAGAUGCAGAAUUUCUCUCUACAAUUUCUUUGAUAGGAAGCUGCAUUUCAGUUAUAUUUGCAUCAUUGACUGUGAUAAUGCAUAUCCUAGUUUGGAGAUAUUUAAAAAGUGAAGUGGUCAUCUUAUUGAUGAAUCUAUGUGUGGCAUUGUCCAUCUCCUAUCUGCUUUUCAUCGUGGAGACAUAUGCAUCAGUUAAUGAGAUUGCCUGCACAGUAAUCACCUUUUUCCUGCAUUCAAUGCUACUGGUCAUGUUUAGUAUGAUGCAAUGCAUUGGUAUAUAUUAUUUCCGGAAUAUUGUCAUCGCUUCGAUUUGGCUACGUCUAGCGAAUAGAUUUUCAAGAAGAUCAAAUAUGCCCUUGUUUAUGGGUUUCGGCUGGGGAAUACCUUUUGCUAUAUCUUUAACAACGCUUGGAAUAUUCUUCCACCAAACAUAUCAUUUAUCAAACCACUGCUGGCUUUCUGUUGAGACUGGGUCUAUUUAUUUCUUUGUUGUUCCUGUUUGUCUGGUGAUAUUUAUAAAUUUCAUUAUUAUUCUGGCUUUAUUGAAAGUGUCGUUAAGUCGAAUGAAAGGAUAUGCGACACAGACAUCACAAAAUCCGGAAACUAUAGGCAUUUCAGCUAAAGCCCGAAUGGCUUUGAAAAACUUUGGAGUCCUUGUUCCAGUUCUUGGUGUUACCUGGGUGUUUGGAAUUCUAUCGAUAAAUGAAAAUACAGAAGUUUUCCAAUAUCUCUUCACCAUAAGCAGUUCUCUACAGGGUCUUCUUAUUUUCAUCAUACAUGUUCCUUUGAAUAAAAAGUUACGAGAUGCCUAUAAAAAGAAGUUCAGAUUCCUGGAGACUUCCUCGAGCAGCCACAAAUCCACAGGGUCCAGUAAUCAGACAGCUGAACAGAAGAUAACCACAACUGUACAAAUGUCUCAGGUAUCAGACAAACCGAAAAAACAUGAAGAUGUAGCUGGGGAUGGAAUGGUCCGAAUCUCAAAAAUCGUCAACGACUGGACACCACAAGACCAGGACAGUUGUGAAGAUUGCAGGCAAAAAAAAGCUAUUUCAAGGACAAAUGAACCGUGCAGCAAUUCGUUACCUGUCUCUGAAGUGUUUAAUUCUCUUUUAUAUAUAUAUAUAUAA
Messenger RNA from Saccostrea cuccullata (small rock oyster), 3475 nucleotides. RefSeq names its product adhesion G protein-coupled receptor L3-like. The transcript has 27 exons. Gene Ontology annotation, biological process: adenylate cyclase-activating G protein-coupled receptor signaling pathway; cell surface receptor signaling pathway; negative regulation of angiogenesis. Bases 569 to 3475 code for a protein of 968 amino acids. Lineage: Eukaryota; Metazoa; Mollusca; Bivalvia; Ostreida; Ostreidae. Gene Ontology annotation, molecular function: G protein-coupled receptor activity. Gene Ontology annotation, cellular component: plasma membrane. The record is from RefSeq and is a predicted model, not a curated record.